Messenger RNA from Chroicocephalus ridibundus (black-headed gull), 3265 nucleotides. It is a transcript of the gene ENTREP1, whose product is annotated as endosomal transmembrane epsin interactor 1. NCBI's taxonomy places the organism in Eukaryota, Metazoa, Chordata, Aves, Charadriiformes, Laridae. Bases 360 to 2060 code for a protein of 566 amino acids. The record is from RefSeq and is a predicted model, not a curated record. Gene Ontology annotation, cellular component: membrane. The transcript is spliced from 11 exons.
GACUGGUAAAAAAUGGUCCAUGCAGCAGCAGCAGCAGCAGGGACACCUAUGCCGGGACGGGACGGGGAAGGACGGCUCUGCGGCCGGCAGAGUCCGGGGCGCGGGUCGGGGCUGUGGGAUUGAUGCCGGUGUCGGGGGUGGCUCCGGGCGGGCAGGUGGUGCCGCGGCGGGGUGGGCGGCCGGCCGCUGGCCCUGCUGGCCAGCUAGAGGCUCCGUGCGGGCCCGCGGGGGCUCCUCUCCCCCCGGCGCCGAGGUGAGGGGAGGGCGAUCGCCACAGGAAGUCGGCGCCGGGGUGGGCUGGCACAGGGGCGGCGGAGAGACCCGCCCCGCCCGGCCCGAGGCCGCAGUCGUCGUGCCCCAUGUCCUUGCCGGUGGUGGUGCCGGGUUCCUGCUGCCCCGUCCCGGGGCUUCACCAGGCGGCGGCGGACGGCACCGCCGGCACGACGGGCUCGCUGCGCGCCCCCCCUCCCUUCCUGCCGCCCCCCCGCCCCGCUUUGCCGCCGGCCGGCCACCCGCAACCCGCCGCCCCGGACCCCGGCACCGCGCUGCCGCCGUCCCGCCCGCUGCUGUCGGUGGCGGUGCUGCAGAUCGUGCUGGGCUGCUCGCUGGUGGCCCUGAACUUCGGGGCGCUGUCGCUGAGCAGCGCCCCGCAGGUGAAGAACGCCUGUCCCUUGUGGGCCGGCUGCUCGGUAAUCUUAUCUGGAAUCUUAGGCUUGAUGGCAUGGAAGAGACCAAUGGUGGUUUUGGCUAACCUGUUUGUUCUGCUGUCUGUCAUCUGUGUUCUGCUGAACGUGGCUGGAUUUAUAUUAGGAUACCAAGGCAUUCAAUUUGUGUCCAGUGUACCCAAAUGCAAUUUGGCGGAUAUGGGUGAAAACAAGAUUUGUUUCUGCUGUGAAGAGUUGCAUCUCACCAAAUGCACAGAAGAGACUGCGCUGAAGCUACACCACAUGAAGUCCUGCAUUGCUGCACACCUUCUUUUCAAGAAAAUUCUCUUUGCUCUUUGUGCCCUGAAUGCUCUCACCACCACGGUUUGCUUGAUAGCGGCUGCCCUGCAUUACUUACAGAUUUUUGCAACAAGAAGAUCCUGCACAGAUGAAUCUCAGAUUGAAGACCAAGGUCAUGUUUUGGAUCCUGAUGAUUUUGUCCCACCUGCGCCACCUCCCUCCUACUUUGCAACUCUUCAUUCUUAUAAUCCAGAGACAAGUUGCAGGAUGCUUGGCUCUGGUGUGAUCCAGUUACCCCAUGCUUAUGGAGCGCAAAUCAAAGAUGUUGGAGUGUUCUGCCCCCUGGACCCACCUCCUCCUUAUGAAGAAGGUGUGUGCAGCCAGAAUGUCUCUAAGCAGGAAGAUGCACCGGAGAUAAGUGGUGUGGAAGCUGUUGAUUCGAGGGAAGUGAGUGACAGGGAGGCCUCUCAAGGUGAAGAAAUUCCUGAGUCUUCCAGCAGAGUGAGCCUUUCACCUUCGAAUGCAAGCCUGGUGCCUGAAGAAGGAGCAUGCAGGAGAGCCUUCAAUCCUUUGCGGAAACGGUCUAAAAGUUACCCUGUGCUGCACAGCCAGUUGCUUCAAGGGGGAGCACCCAUCUCUGAAGCUGCAAUGCAGACUGACGUAAACCCACAACUCUGCCCUGUCACCUUGCGGAAGAGUUUAAGAGCAAGAACUUUGAGGGGAAGACCCCAGUCUUUGGUAGACUACAAGUCUUACACAGCCACUAAACGGCUGGCGGCCUGGAUCCUAGCGCAGUCCUGCAGCAUGAGCCCUGACAUAAACGAAUUGGUGGAAAAUAUCAAGUCUGUUUUAAAAUCAGAUGAGAAACAUAUGGCAGAAGCUAUCACCAGUGCCACCUUCCUUGAGGAGGUGAUGACAUUUGGCCAACAAGCUGUGUCCUCAAGUGCCCACAGGUCACCUUUCAGGCGGCAUCCCAGAUUGCUGCACCUGGAGAGCUGUGGUGACCUGAGUACUUUCACCACAGAUGAAGAUCAGCUAGCAGAGCGGAGGGUCCAGAGAGCACGGCGUGAACGGCCCCACAGUCUUACUGGUGUUGUCAGGGAAACUGUACUUUGAGCUGGUUUCUGUCUUUCUUUGAGCUGGUUUCUGUUUAUUCCUCAGUAGAGCACUUCUGUCAGACAUACAUGCUGCACAGGAAAAUCAUCUCUGAACUGUGGGUAGAAGAGUGUGUUGAUAAUCCUUUUUUUUUUUUUAAUAUGUAUGUAUAUACCGGCACACUCAGACUCCUGAGGGGAAGCUUGUUCCACAAGCCUAUGAAGCAGAUCGUAAGCUGCCCUACUCUGUUUGUGAUGCAGCACUGCCCUGUUGCAUCUCUGCUCUAUCCCCACAUAGGCCAGAUUUGCUUUUUUUACUCAGCUUACACGAGAGACAGCAGACUGGCUCUGUGCCUGGCUUUACCAGGGUGAGGGAGGGACAGUUAGCAACGCAUGUGUGCACUUUGUAUCUCAUUGGAGAACAGGGCCAGCGUCGGCCUGUGUUCAUCUGGUGUGUGUUAUCGUAGCUCCACUGAUAUUAAUAUUUUGUCCUUUAAUUUUUUUGCUGGCAUAUAGCAAUUUACCUCCUAGGAGAGGUACUUGUUACAUACCAGCUGACAGCUCGUACACAGUCAUCUCAAAUCCUCUGCUGACAUGCAGGUGACUACCUAACGUUGUCUGUCGCUAGGAUGGCUAAGUAUUCCUGCUGCCAUUUUAAUGAUAAAACUUCAUGUGAAAAUUUAUUAGACGGCUCUCCCACUGAAAACCAGAAAGCUUUAAAGUGAGUUUUAAUUAAGCUUGUUCAGAAGUUGAAACUGUGCAGUAUGGUUUGACUCACUAAAGAUAACUUGAAUAAAAUGAAAUACUUAUCUUUACACUAGAAUUGGUGCUUUAUUUUUCCUGUGUAGUAGGAAGAAUACAUUAGGGAUAUUGAGUUUUCUGCAGCACUGUCCUAUUGCUACAUUUUGCUCUCAGAAGCGCGAGCGCAGCAAGUGAAAAUUGAGGGAUUUUUGUCUCGGAGAAGGAGGAAAACACCACAGGAACACACUGCUUCAUUAUGCUAGCCUUUACCUCAGCUCUGUUAUGUAUUUUGCCAUUCCACCAGAUUUAAGACUCCAGCUCAACUUGCUGGAGUUGCAUCAUCUUAAGUGGGAGUUCUUUCAGAUCUUCAGCAUUACGUUCCUUUUCCCAGUUGUUCAUUGCCCUUACAAAACUAGAUUGUGGAAGAGGAAAAUCACACACACCCCAGCAGUGGAAACUGUACUCACAGUAGCUUUUGACAGCGCU